Symbiodinium natans is the source of this 1029-nucleotide messenger RNA. Lineage: Eukaryota; Dinophyceae; Suessiales; Symbiodiniaceae. The record is from the annotation of a GenBank genome assembly.
AUGGCGGCGGCGGCAAUAGACAUGUCCUUCUUGGAGGAUCCGAGCAUAUUCGGCAAAAGCCGCUUCGUCGAGGAGGAAGCAGGCGACAACGUCGAAGACUUCCGCAGCUGUGAGCCGCAAAUGUUUGCCAUGGCCCCGGUUGCGAAUCCGAAGACGUUCUGCAUCGACAUGAAAAAGUCUGGGGAGGCACCUGGCCUCAUGGAUUUCAAGAAAGGAACCACGACGCUAGGGUUCGUGUUCCAGGGCGGGAUCAUCAUCGCGGUGGACUCCCGAGCCUCCAUGGGCAGCUACAUCGGCUCUCAGACGGUCAAGAAGGUGAUUGAGAUCAACGAUUUCCUGCUCGGAACGAUGGCAGGCGGUGCCGCUGACUGCUCGUUUUGGGAACGCCACCUCAACCGCCUCUGCCGCAUGCACGAGCUUCGGGAGAAGGAACGAAUCUCCGUGGCCGCAGCCUCCAAGUUGCUGGCAAACAUCUUCUGGCAGUAUCGGGGCCAAGGGCUGUCUUGCGGAACCAUGGUCGCCGGGUGGGACAAGAAGGGCCCCUCGCUGUACAUGGUGGAUGACCAGGGAGACCGCCACAAGGGCAACGUGUUCUCAGUGGGCUCAGGUUCGACCUUCGCCUAUGGUGUCCUCGACUCCGGCUACCGUUUCGACCUCUCAGUCGACGAGGCAGUGGAACUAGGAAGGCGAUCGAUCUACCACGCCACGCACCGUGACGGCGCUUCCGGCGGCGUCGUGCGGGUCUACCACGUCCAUGAGAAGGGCUGGACAAAGGCACGCGGCCGAAUUGUGCAACAUGUUUCGACCGUGAAGCGAUGUUGCAAAGCGUUGAGGGGAGGUUUCCUUGCGGGGGGACGGGGGGCGGCUGCAGAAGAAAGCGCAUCUAAGAGGCUUGACGGGUUUUCGUUUGAAAAGCUGUUCAGUGCUUUCAAAAGAGAAGGUUUUGGGGUUCGAGUCCGGGUCAGCAAUGACGCACAAGAGGCCCUAGGCCACGAGCCCAACAUAGUGGCGACUCCACUCCUGGCCUGA